This is a messenger RNA of Leptonychotes weddellii (Weddell seal), 2336 nucleotides long. Lineage: Eukaryota; Metazoa; Chordata; Mammalia; Carnivora; Phocidae. The record is from RefSeq and is a predicted model, not a curated record.
AUAUUGGGAAAUGUAGUUUAUUGAAUGCCCUGUAGCGCCGUCCGGUUUCACUGCAUUCUGGGUAAUGUAGUCCUGGACCGAUCUUCAGUUGGGCGUGGGUGAAGGAAUUCCGCUUCAAGGGCGGGAUAUCAGAUCCAUCAGAAUUGGUUAGAUGGACUGUUUAUCAAAUUACAUCAGUACAGUCGUUCUAGUGAUUGGUGAGAGUGGAGGCGGGUUAAGCAGUAUCAGCAGCCCAUUCGGAGCUGGUGAUGUCCAUUUGGUGUCGUGGGGGGAGUGGUGCGGCUUUUCGAGGAAACGGUCGCUGAUUGGCUGGGAGGGCUUGACAUGCCAGAGGGUCGGCCCCCAUCGUGCUGCGAUUGGCUCACCCUUAGGCGGGUGGGUGCGUCAGAGGCGGUAUCUGGGUAGGUGGCGGCUCCAGAGAUGGCAGUGAGCGAGAGGAGGGGGCUCGCCCGUCGGAGCCCCGCGGAGUGGGGGCUGCGGCUACUGCUGCUCCUGCUCUUGGGCGGCUGCUCGGGGCGCAUCCACCGGCUGGCGCUGACGGGGGAGAAGCGAGCAGACAUCCCCCUGAACAGCUUCGGCUUCUACGCCAAUGGCUCCCUGGAGGUGGACCUGAGCUUCCUGCGACUGGGCCUCCAGGACACAGAAGAGAAGGCCCCGCUGGUGGGGUUCAGUCUGACUCGGGCUCAAUCUGGCAGCAUUCGAUCCUACUCAACCCAGGACCCCCAUGACUGUCCUCUACGGAAAAAUAGUAGCAAUCUCCUGGUUCUCUUCCUCAUCAACACCAAGGAUCUGCGGGUCCAGGUGCGGAAGUAUGGGGAACAGAAGAAGCUGUUCAUCUCUCCUGGGCUCCUCCCUGAAGUGCCCUCCAAACCAGGGCCCCCGAAGCCAGAGCUCACAGUCACCCCUAAAGUGAACAGUGGGACCACCAUUGCGCUUGACAAGGCCAAGUCAAAACCCACAGUGUUUCAGGGGGACCAGCAGGGCCUCAGUGGGAAGGACAAGGAACUGGUCCUGGGUCUCGGGCAUCUCAACAAUUCCUACAACUUCAGUUUCCACGUGGUGAUCGGCUCUCGGGCCGAGGAAGGCCAGUACAACCUCAACUUCCACAACUGCUACAACUCAAAGCCGGGCCAGGAGCAGCCGUUCGACAUCACGGUCAUGAUCCGGGAGAAGAACCCCGAGGGCUUCCUGUCAGCGGCGGAAAUCCCCCUCUUCAAGCUGUACAUGGUCAUGUCUGCCUGCUUCCUGGCCGCUGGCAUCUUCUGGGUGUCUGUCCUCUGCAAGAACAUGUACAACGUCUUCAAGAUCCACUGGCUCAUGGCAGUCUUGGCUUUCACCAAGAGCAUCUCCCUCCUUUUCCACAGUAUCAACUACUACUUCAUCAACAGCCAGGGCCACCCCAUCGAAGGCCUCGCUGUCAUGCAUUACAUCACACACCUGCUGAAGGGCGCUCUCCUCUUCAUCACCAUCGCCUUGAUCGGCUCUGGCUGGGCCUUCGUCAAGUACAUCCUGUCAGACAAGGAGAAGAAGAUCUUCGGGAUCGUGAUUCCACUGCAGGUCCUGGCCAAUGUGGCCUACAUUGUCAUCGAGUCCCGUGAGGAAGGAGCCAGUGACUACGUGCUCUGGAAGGAGAUCCUCUUCCUGGUGGAUCUCAUCUGCUGCGGCGCCAUCCUCUUCCCUGUGGUCUGGUCCAUCCGGCAUCUCCAGGACGCAUCUGGCACGGAUGGAAAGGUGGCAGUGAACCUGGCCAAGCUGAAGCUGUUUCGGCAUUACUACAUCAUGGUCAUCUGUUACGUCUACUUCACACGGAUCAUCGCCAUCCUGCUGCGGGCGGCCAUGCCCUUCCAGUGGCAAUGGUUGUACCAGCUCUUGGUGGAGGGCUCCACCCUGGCCUUCUUUGUGCUCACUGGCUACAAGUUCCAGCCGGCAGGCAACAACCCUUACCUGCAGCUGCCCCAGGAGGACAAGGAGGACACGCAGAUGGAGGAAAUAGUGACCGAUUCUGGGUUCCAGGAAGGCCUGUCCAAACUCAACAAAACAGCCAGCGGGCGGGAGCUUUUGUGAUCAUCCCCUGUGUCUGGAACCGUCCUCCUUCCCCCACCUCCCGCCUCCGCCCUCCACACACACUCCUCACUCUCCAGCUCCUCUCCCAAAGCACGUGUGGCAGGGGGAGGAGGGCGCUGGGGUGCAUGCAGCACCCAGCUCUCUGGGACCUGAGGUCCAGGAGCCCAUUCAGAAGAGGGCCCCCUUCUCCCCAAGCAUUGGGCAGCCCUGUCCCUGCCCCAGAGCCACCCACCUCUUGCAGCUGUGCAAUAUGAUCUGUUUUGCUACCCUGG